UCCUAUAAAUUUCUUAGCGAUCGAUCCGAUCACAACUCACAGUUUUUGCUAUCAAAACCAAAUACGACCCAGCAAUCAAUAAUUCUAAUCUGCGUCACCAUUUUGUGUGAAUUUUACUGUUUUUAACUUGAAACAAUCCAAUGGCUUCGCACCAAGAUGUUAGAAUCAAGGAACAGACAGCGGAGAAGGCUGCAAGGGCCGCCGCUGAUGAGCUGAGGGACAUCAAUCGUCAGGGACAGGUUGGUGGAAACGGUGGUGUUGUGGUGGUGGAACGCGAUGAGCAGAUAAGAACAAAUGAAGGCCGACCUGGCAUUGUUAGCGGCAGAGUUGAUCAGACUGUCACAAGUACACCAGGUCAUGCAAAGGAUGUUGUCACCGGAAAAGCUCAUGAGACAACCAAUAAGGCGUCGGAGCUUAGCGGGGAAGCGGCUGAGAGAGCGAGGUGGACCGGCGAGGAGGCUGUCCGGAAUACGGAGGAGACGAAAGAGAUGGCGGGAAGGUACAAGGACUAUGCAGCACAGAGAACAAAGGAGGCUGCCGGUGUUACGGCUGAGAAGGCGAAAGAAGGGAAGGACGCUGCGGUGGGUAAGGCAGGAGAGUACAAAGAUUAUGCGGCGGAGAAGGCGAAAGAAGGGAAGGACGCUGCGGUGGGUAAGGCAGGAGAGUACAAAGAUUAUGCGGCGGAGAAGGGGCGGGAGGUGGUGGACAAGGGCGGAGAGUACAAGGACUCUGCAGCACAGAAGGCGAAGGAAGCCAAGGACACAACAAUGGAGAAGGCGGGAGAGUACAAGGAUUAUGUAGCACAGAAGGCGAGCGAAGCGAAGGACACGACAAUGGGGAAGGCGGGAGAGUACAAGGAUUACGCGGCGGAGAAGGGGAGGGAGGCGGCGGAGAAGGGCGGAGAGUACAAGGACUAUACCGCACAUAAAAAGAAGGAGGCGGCAGAUGUGACGGCGGAUAAGGCGAAAGAAGCCAAGGACACAACAAUGGGAAAGAUGGGGGAAUACAAGGACUAUGCCAUAGAGAAAACCAAGGAGGCAGUCGGUUACACGGCGGAGAAGGCGAAAGAAGCUAAAGAUGCGACGUUGAGUAAAGUGGGCGAGUACAAGGAUUAUGCUGCUCAAAAAGCAUAUGAUGCCAAGGACUACACCGUCGACAGGGCGGCGGCCGCCAAGGACUACACCGUCGACAAGGCGAAAGAAGCCAAGGAUGCGACGAUGGGUAAAGUUGGUGAGUACAAGGAUUACACCGCUCAAAAGGCGGCAGCCACCAAGGACUACACCGUCGACAAGGCGGCAGCCACGAAGGAUGCGACGAUGGGAAAGAUGGGAGAAUACAAGGAUUACACCGCACAGAAAGCUUAUGACACAAAGAACUACACGGCGGAGAAGGCAAAUGAAGGGAAGCAAACAACGGUGGGGAAGAUGACAGAGUUGAAGGACGCCGCCGCCGAUGCUGCAAGAAAAGCCAUGGACGUAUUUACCGGGAAGGAGGAGGCGGCCAAAGAGAAAAUGACCGAAACUGGUGAUGCUGCUAAGGGAACGUUUGAUGAAGUAACAGAAGAGGAUGCGAGGAAGAGAAUGGAGGCCAUGAAUUUGAAACAAGGUGGAAGAGGUGGUGAUGUGGCGGCGACGACGACGGUGGUGGAAGUGGAGGACGUCUCGCCGUUGGGAGCAGGGAUACUGGCGGCGGUGGACGUGGACGACACCCCGUUGGGAACGACAGGGGAGGUAUUGAGGCAAGCCCAAGUGAGACGAAUGGAAGCAGACGAUUCAGAACGAUAAGGUUGAACGUGAUGUCCGGUGUUUUUCCAUUAAUCUUGGAACAAACGUUGUGUUUCACUUUUGUUUUUUGGUCCACGGAUGUGUUUGAUAAAGAGGUAAAAAGAAUAAAGAAUAACUCAUUUACAGAUAAGUGACCCAUAGAAAAAAGUUCUGGACAACGUAUUCCUGAAUCUUCAAUCCAUGGUAUUAAAUCAAAUAUUUAAA
Molecule: messenger RNA, 1988 nt
Organism: Cynara cardunculus var. scolymus (artichoke)
Lineage: Eukaryota; Viridiplantae; Streptophyta; Magnoliopsida; Asterales; Asteraceae
Product: embryonic protein DC-8-like
Exons: 2
Coding region: 141-1784 (547 amino acids)
Source: RefSeq, a predicted model, not a curated record